This is a messenger RNA of Orycteropus afer afer, 437 nucleotides long. The record is from RefSeq and is a predicted model, not a curated record. Lineage: Eukaryota; Metazoa; Chordata; Mammalia; Tubulidentata; Orycteropodidae.
AUGAAGAAAAUGUCUCUUGUCUCUUAUGCUCCUGGGAAAGUGGUUUGUGAAAUGAAAGUAGAACAACAGCAUGCCAAUAAAUUUGGCACUCUACAUGGUGGUUUGACAGCCACCUUAAUAGAUAGCAUAUCGACGUUGGCUCUGCUAUGCACAGAAAGGGGAGCACCUGGAGUCAGUGUUGACAUGAACAUAACGUACAUGUCACCUGCUAAAAUAGGAGAAGAUAUAUUGAUUACAGCAUAUAUUCUGAAGCAAGGAAAAACACUUGCCUUUACCUCUGUGGAUGUGACCAACAAGGCCACAGGAAAAUUAGUAGCACAAGGCAGACACACAAAACACCUGGGAAACUGAUAAUGGCGGUCUAAUCUACAGAAACCCAACAAUGAUUAUCAAAUGUAAAUUUGACUUUAAAUUUUCACAAUAAAUUAGCACAACCA